This is a messenger RNA of Seminavis robusta, 3913 nucleotides long. NCBI's taxonomy places the organism in Eukaryota, Bacillariophyta, Bacillariophyceae, Naviculales, Naviculaceae. The record is from the annotation of a GenBank genome assembly.
ACUAAAAAAGCGUGCUUCCCAUUGCCAUUGCAUUGCAUGCUCAUCACUCCUCUUGUUUGCUACCGUAGCUACCGAUUAGUCACACAACAGCCAAUGGUGCAAAGUAAAACAGCGUGUCGGUACUGUACAAGGCACAGCUCACCCUCGUUGCCGUGCCGUACCGCAAGUCUUUGUCGUUGGAAUCGAAUCAGUUCUGUUCGCUUUGACAGGAGGCUUCGCACAAUAUCCUGUCAAAAAAGAUACUCCAUCAAGGAAGCGAACCAGGGGAACAAUCCAGUGAUCCAGACCCUUCCAAAAGAAAUCCAUGACCACGAUGCUACUGAAUGCGAUAGAGGCAACCUUGUUGCUCUACUGUAUCAAGAGCUCACAGUACAAAGUUACAAAUAAAUAGAAAUAGCACAACGUCUGACUCCUCCACCGCCGCCGAACCACGAUGGAACCCAGCAAGGAGGGGGCUCCUCCAAUAUCCCCCGAAGAAAACAAAAUAGAGCUACGUGUGGAGAAAGCCACCACGCAAGUUGUGGAUGUGGGCAUCCACCUACCUGCAGAAGCACCCACCAAGCGCCUCACCUUUUCCGAACAAUGGACUCGGACCAUCAAUUCCUUUAUGAAACCCAUUCGUCGGGCACUCAUUGUCUUGACCCGCCAUGCCGCAAACCACCCCAAAUCCUACGUGACGGCCAUUAUCGUCGUCAGUAUCGGUCUGAUGCUAGUUGGCCUGGCAACCAACUUUGAAGUCAUUGCCGACGGUGACGUCUGGACACCCCAAGACACACGAUCGGUUCAACACGGCGAUUGGAUUGACAGCGACGACUCGGGAUUUCCCAAAGAUCCUCGCAUGUUGAUGCUCAUUGUCCAUCGCAAUGGCUUGAAUAUUGUGGGAGAUGACCUGGCCCAGGAAGGCUUGACGCGCGUCUUUCAAGUCUUGGACACGCUCCGCACUACACCCGACUAUCACGAACUAUGUGCGCAUCGCGACUAUGUCCAUCCCGUGACGGGGGAGGUGACGUGUGACAUUGCGGGUGUGUCGGCGUUGUGGAAUGACAAUACGACUCUGUUUCACGAAACGGUAACGUCCAAUGAAGAUGCCAUUGAAUUUCUCUCCACCAAAACCCUUCCCAGUGGACGCAGUGUCAACUACGAUCAGUUUAUCGGAUACAAUGAAUGUCGGGAAGAAGGCAAUGGUGGCAAGUUGGUGCAUUGUACCGACGGAGGUACAUUGACCUCGGGACUUUCCUAUAUCACGAUUGUGGGCUUGCCGGGAGAAGACCAAGUGGAGGAUCAAGCCAUGGACUUUGAAGAAAAUCUCAUCAACAAUCUCAAGGAGAUGCGGGACCAAUGGGCGACAACCGAAGACAAUGACUUUCAGCUAGAAUUUCUGGCGUAUCGAUCCUUUGACGAUGAAAUGAUGCGCAGCCUCAGUGCGGACUUUCCCCUCCUUCCUGUGGUCUUUGUUCUCAUGUCCGUUCUCUGCUGCCUCAUCUUUACUCGAAGAGACCCAGUCUUCUCCCGUGCCUGGUUGGGAUUUGGGGCGGUGGUCACAGUAUUGAUGGCAAUCACGGCCUCCUUUGGGCUACUCUUUUGUAUCGGAGUGCCGUUUACCAAUCUUACUCCGAUUCUUCCAUUCAUCAUGUUUGGAGUGGGCUUGGACAACGCAUUCAUUAUUUCAGGGGCGUUCACGCGCACAGACCAUAUGAAGCCAACGGUGAAUCGAAUCGAGGAGACCAUUAUUGAUGUGGGCGGCACAAUCAUGUUAACUACUCUGACGGCAGCAGCCGCCUUUGCGCUCGGGAUCCUCAGCAGCAUUCCCGCUGUCCGCUACCUUGUCAUGUAUGCGUUCCCAACAAUCCUAAUCGGCUGGCUCUACCAGGUUACCUUCUUCAUCAGCUUGAUUGUCAUUGAUGAACAACGCAUCAAGGACAACCGCAGAGACUGUUGCUUCUGCUGCAGCGACCAGUCUCCAGGAUCACAAAGGCUUCAUCUCGAACGGGACAGAAACCCAGGAAAACACUUUGCCGACCGAGCCAUGGCUGCCUACACAAAUGUCUUGCUAAGACCCAAGGUCAAGAUUGCUGUUCUCGUGGCGUUUGCAGGAUUGUUUGGCGUCAUGACCUGGAGUACAACUCAGCUGAAGCAGUACUUUGACUUUACCGAAAUCCUUCCCAAGGAUUCGUACAUCUUAGGCUGGUGGGACGCUUUGAAAGAUCUUGGUGAAAACAAUGGUGUCACUGCUGGAAUCUACUUUCGCGAUGUCGAUUUCUCCCUCAACACGACCCGUCAGGAGAUGUACGGCUUUGUUCAGGAGCUAGUUGACAUGCCUUAUGCUGGAAGAUACCCGACGUACAACUUUUGGCUUCUUGAUUUCGACCAGUACGUUGCCGAGACGAAUAUAUCCGGCUUGCCAUUCAAUGAUCAACUCGCCCAGUUCCUGAGUGUGGGCAAGUACAAGGCGUACGAUCAACAUGUCGUCCUCGACCCAGCGACAGGAGACAUGCUGGCUUCCCGCACGUCCCUGGCUUUUGACAACCAUGAUUACUCGGAUGUCAAGGAAACUGUGGAUGCCCUUGAGAUGCAGGAGGAGAUCAGUGCCAACCAAACGGUCAAUCAAGGACGCAAAGAUUGGGCUUUCUUCACCUGGGCCGAGGAUUACUACAUCUGGGAGUUCUACCGAGUGUCACCCAAGGAACUUAUCCUGACAACCCUUCUGGGCACAGCGUCUGUCUCGUUCCUGGCUCUUCUCUUUAUUCCCCAUUGGAGUGCUGCCCCGCUCGUGUUCUCGAUGUUGGUGGUUCUGUACAUUGACCUCAUGGGAUUCAUUCAGCUGUGCGGUGUUUCUGUAGGCCCAGUCAUGUAUAUUUCGAUGGUCAUGUCCAUUGGACUCAUGGUUGAUUACGUGAUGCAUGUUACCUAUCGCUACAUGGAGAUUGACGCCAUCGACCGCCAAGAAAAGACAAAGCAAGCCAUGGAAACAAUUGGGGCCAGUGUUAUGGUGGGCGGGUUGACCACAUGGCUUGGAGUCUUGCCGUUGGGAUGGUCGUCCAGUGAAAUCUUUUUCACAGUGUUUGUGGUGUUUUUUGGAUUGGUGUUGUUUGGUCUGUUGCAUGGACUGGUUUUGCUCCCCGUUAUUUUGUCCCUGAUUGGGCCGCAAGUGGUCAUCCAAGACAGCCGUCAUCAUUUUUCAGCGCCUGUGGCGAGUUCGUCCAGAAUUGCACUCCCUGAAGACACCCACAACAGUGAGGAGAAGAGUGGAAGCUUUGAUCUACUUCAUGUCGUUACUGAGGUGGAAGUGUAGCUGACGAGGUUGCUUGGUCAUAUAUUCGUUCAAUUCCAAAGCGAAAUACAUUCAACUUCAAAGCGAGAUGCACACUAAAAUACAGGUACACGUAACAACUCUCCUCCUGCACAUGUAGGCGGAUCAAAAUGAAAGAUGGCUUGCCUGGAAGUUGUCAAUUGAUCAUUGGCUGGCUGGUAGCCUGCACAUCAAAUAUUUGUAUCCAGGGCACGUUUCUCCAGCCAUGUACAUCGACAAAAGACAAUGAAAAGUACGAAGUGGGAGAGGCAAAGCUCCACAUACUACGAAGAUAGACAGGUCGGUACAUCCGGAUGCAGCAAGUAGAUUGAACGAGAAUAAUAUCUACUCUAUGAUUAUAGUUCGUUCAAAGCCAGCCAAAUCCAGCCACAUAUUAACCAGGUACUCCAAACUAGUCUUCAGCAUUGCUGCUAUACUUCACCAAUGAGUCGGAGUCAUCCAAACCGUAUCCCCGGGAUCUGCCUUACCACGAGAUUGGCCAACCAAACUUAUAAACCCUGCACCACAUUAUUUACGUAGUUCCCGCCUCCUUCUGUUGAUCUGCUCAUUGGUUUUCCUUCCCUGCCCGCUGGACCUUUACCAAUGACUGACGGUACCCUUCAC